UCACCUCUGGCCUGCUGUCACUCCCGAGGGAAAGUGGGCGGGCCUUGCACCCUGUCCAAUCAGGAGAGACGUCAGGGCAGGUGGGUGGGGCGACGCUCCGCAGGCAAGCCGCAGGGGGCUUCUGCUCCCGCCAUUGUUGGCAGUGGGGGUCGCCGGCGCUGAAGUCUUUCACGUCGCGGUGCCCCGGCUUCGGUCUUGCUGAGCCCCCCACCUUCUUCGGGAGUCGUAGGUCGAACGCCGGGAGACACGGGAAAGCCGGCAAUGGACGCAGUGGCCUUUGAGGAUGUGACCGUGAAGUUCACCAUGGAGGAGUGGGCCCUCCUGGAUCCAUCCCAGAAGAAACUCUACAGAGAUGUGAUGCAGGAAACCUUCCGGAACCUGGCUUCGAUAGCAUGCAUUUCAGAAGAAAAAUGGGAAGUCUAUGACAGUGAAGAUGGGGACGAGAAUCAUGUGACACAUCUAAUCAGACAGAUGGGACAAAGGCUCUGUAAAAGUAAAGAAUGUCGCCAGUAUGAAGGCAUCUUGGGCCAGAUUCCAAAUCAGAAUCUGAAGAAGAAAACUCCUACUGGAAGAAAACUACGUAAAUGCACUUUGUGUAGACAGGUGUUCGUGCAUCAUUCCUCCUUUAGCAAGCACAUGAGGUCUCACACUGGACACAGACCAUAUGAGUAUCAAGAAGGUGAAGAGAAACCUUACAAAUGUAAGCAUUGUGGGAAAUCCUUCAAGCAUCGCCAAUCCAUUCGAAUGCAUGAAAGGUCGCACACCGGACAGAGACCCUAUGAAUGUAAGCACUGUGGGAAAGCUUUCAUUUGUCGCAAUUACUUUCAAAUUCACGAAAGGGCACACAAUGGGGAAAAGCCCUACAAAUGUACAAAAUGUGUUAAAACCUUUAGUUAUUCGAGUAACUUGCGUAAACACGAAAGGACUCAUAUUGGAGAGAAAUCUAGUGAAUGUAAGCAGUGCGGCAAAGCUUUCAGUUGUCUCAGGUCCUUUCGAAUACACGAAAGGAUACAUAGUGCGAAAAAGCCCAAGGAAUGUACCAAAUGUGGUAAAACCUUCAGUUAUUCAAGUAAUUUACACAAACAUGAGAGAAGUCACAAUGGAGAAAAACUCUAUGAAUGUAAAGAAGGUGGGAGAGCCUUGCAUUCUCUCGCCAGAUUUCAAAGACCCGUGAUCAAGCCCAAUGCAGACGGACUCUAUAAAUGUAAGGACUGUGGGAAAGCCUUCAGGUGUCCCAAGAACUGUCGUAGUCAUGAAAUGACACACAGUGGAGUAAAGCCGUAUGAAUGUAAGGACUGUGGGAAAGCUUUCAGUUCUCCCAGGUCCCUUGGAAAACACAGGAGAAUUCAUACCGCAAGGAAGCCUCAUGAAUGUAAGGAGUGUGGGAAAGCUUUCCGGUAUCCCAGUUCCCUUCGAAAUCACGAAAGAACCCAUACGGGGGAGAAACCUUACAAGUGUAAGGAAUGUGGGAAAGCUUUCAGUUGUCCCAAUUACUUCCGAAUUCAUGAAAGAACUCACACUGGAGUAAAACCAUACGAAUGUAAGCAGUGUGGAAGAGCCUUCAGCUGUCCCCAGUCCUUCCGGAUCCACGAAAAGACACACAGCGCUGAAAAGCCCUAUGAAUGUACAAAAUGUGGUAAAGUCUUUAGAUACUCAAGUAACUUACGCAAACAUGAGAGAUCUCAUACUGAUGAUAAACGCUAUGAGUGUAAACUAUGUGGUAAGGCCUUCAGCAGCCACUAUUAUGUUCAAAAGCAUGAAAGAACUCACACUGGAGAAAAACCCUAUGAAUGUAAGGAAUGUGGGAAAGGCUUCAUUUUUCGCUCAGGUGUUCGAUCACACAUGGUGAUCCACACUGGAGAUGGACCUUAUAAAUGUAAGAAAUGUAAGAAAGCAUUUCUUUCUCCCAGUUCAUUACGAACACAUGAAAGAACUCACACUGGAGAGAAACCUUAUCAAUGUAAAACUUGUGGUAAAGCGUUUAGUCUUAUGAAUUCUUUACGAAAUCACGAAAGAAGUCAUACGUGAGAGAAAGGCUCUGAAAACAAGGAAUGUGAGAAAACACAAGAUUUGUUGCACUUUCUUUCAUGGACUUGUAAGAAUGCACACUGGAGAGGAAUUGUAGAAACGUACGGAACAUAGGAAAGCCUUCAGUUGUCCUGUUUCCUUCAGAACUUAGAAAAAAAGUCAGUGGAGAGAAUUCUAAUGAUGAUACACAGUGUAGGAACCCUUCACUUACCCACAUCACUAAACAAACAUCCACUGGAUUCAGCCUGUAUAACUAAAAAAUAAAAACUUUAUAAUUUUUACAGAUAC
Hyaena hyaena (striped hyena) is the source of this 2316-nucleotide messenger RNA. RefSeq names its product zinc finger protein 14-like. The transcript is spliced from 4 exons. NCBI's taxonomy places the organism in Eukaryota, Metazoa, Chordata, Mammalia, Carnivora, Hyaenidae. Gene Ontology annotation, biological process: regulation of immune system process; regulation of cytokine production; negative regulation of transcription by RNA polymerase II. The record is from RefSeq and is a predicted model, not a curated record. The coding region runs from base 262 to 2028 and encodes 588 amino acids.